UAUCUUCCAACCACCCGCUCCCUCACUGGCCCAGUCAAUCCUCGUCAUGCUGGAGAAGCGUCGGAGUCCGGUGGGCGACUCGCCGCCCGUGGCCCAGCGCCGCAAGAAGCAUGACACGCGGACCGACGCCGAUGCGGAGCCCAUGGACGUGGAUGCUGCGUGCUCUGCCUCUGAAAUUUCCAGCGUCAGCGAUGCACAGGCGGCUUCAGACGGUUCCAACCCUUCGUCUCCCGUAAAAACUCCAGACACAAGCCUGCCAACGCUCAUUUUCCACGAAAAAUUCUCCGUUCUAGAGCCCGACAAUGAGCGAAUCGUGACGCCCGUGCAAAGAGACGGUCAGGGCGCCUCCUGGCGCGUUAUUUGGCAGCCCAGAAGCCCCACAGACCAGUCUUUUGUCGGUGUGUUCGUGGAGCUCGUAGAACACGAACCAGAAGCCCCCAGAAUGGCAGAACUGAGUAUUACACUCAUUAACCAAGGACCACAACCGCCGCUCAUCAAACACACGAGCGUGCACGAGUUUUCCAAGGAAAACGCCGAGUUUGGCAUGAGUCAGUUCGUUCAGAGGAGCGAAUUGAUGAAUCCCAGCAACCAGUUCUUGGACGAACAAGGUCGAGUGGAAAUCGAAUUGCGUUUGAGCUUCGUUGGCGACGUAUCAGCUCUAGAGAAGCCGGAACAGCCUCAAGACUCGAGUAUUUCAGCCACUCAGGAGGUAGAAUCUCAACCUUUGCUCUCGUACGACUCGAAGGAGGAGACAGGAAUGGUGGGACUGAAGAACCAGGGAGCCACGUGUUAUCUGAACUCGCUACUACAGACACUGUUCCACUUACGAGCCUUUCGACAGGUAGUAUACGCCACCCCGACAGCUCAGGAAGACACGAAUGACUCGGUGUCGUUAGCGUUACAGCGUGUAUUUUACAGGUUACAGAGACAGCGUAAGGCAGUGUCGACGAAGGAGCUUACGCGGUCUUUUGGCUGGAGUGCGAUCGACUCGUUCAUGCAGCAUGACGUACAGGAAUUGUACCGGAUCCUGUGCGAUCGGUUAGAGGAAAAGAUGAAGAACACGCCAGUGGACUCAGCUAUCCAGAAACUUUUCGAGGGGAAAGUUAGAUCCUUUGUGCAGUGUGUAAACGUGGAGUUUCAGUCUUCACGAGAGGAACGGUUCUACGACUUGCAACUAGAUGUGAAGGGCUGUAAGAACUUGAUGCAGUCUUUUCGCAAGUAUGUGGAGGAGGAGAUGCUGGAUGGAGACAAUCAGUACGAAUCGGAGGGACAUGGCAAGCAGGAUGCCAAGAAAGGUAUCGAGUUUCUAACUUUCCCGCCCGUUCUUAACAUCCAGUUAAAGCGAUUCGAGUACGACGCAAUGCGUGACGGGAUGGUGAAGGUUCACGACCGGUUUGAGUUCCCUAAAACACUGGUGUUAGAUGAAUUUAUCUCGAAUGACCAGGAGAAGGAAGAAGAGAGUAAAGAUCCAGCUCCACGGUAUAUUUAUCACCUGCAUAGUGUGCUAGUGCACAGCGGCGAUGUGCAUGGUGGUCACUACUACGUAUUUAUUCGGCCAGGUAAGCACAUCGCUACUAGUACAGACUGGUUUCGAUUCGAUGACGACCAGAUCACGCGCGUGGACGAACAGGUAGCGAUUGAGGGUAAUUUUGGCUCAGGAGGGACUCCAGUUACACCCCCAAGUGGUGCAACUGAGCCUCCGUCGCCUUUGUAUUCGUCUUCACUCUUUUGUUCGCCAGAUCGGAAUAGUGGCGCGAAUACGGAACCGAAUGGAAUGGAUGGUCUCGAGUUCCGAUCAGUGGAUACAGGAGACGGAGAGCAGACAGAGGACGCGUACGAUUACAGCCAGAAUGACGGCAGUGCCAAUCUCCCACUCAGUUCUACGUCAAACAGUCUAAUGCUGCCACUUGGUCGGAGUUUUUCAAGCGCAUAUAUGCUCGUAUACGUGCGUGACGGCGAAAACGACAUCAGUGCGAUUCCAGACGUAAAACUCGCGUCAGAAACGAUGGAGAGCGAUGCUACAGGAGACUCUGAGCUUCCUAGUUGGCAAAGCGAUCCGCUGCCGAUCCCAAAGGAGCUUGUGACUCGGUUCCACGAGGAAGAGAAGGCAGCAGCAAGACGCAAGAAAGCGCAACAGACCGAACACUUGUACAUGAAUCUCCGUAUCGCGUCGGACACGAGUAUCGCCAGGCUCAAGCGGAUCACUAAGAUCACAGAUUUCGCAGGGUUCAAUAACUCGACCACAGUGCGUGUCCGUAUCAAGCGUGCAGCGUGUAUCCGACAACUGUACCGUCGUGUGUAUAAAGAGACUGGAGUGCCCAUGUCACGACAACGCCUGUGGAAAGUUAUCACGCGUGAGAACCGCACCACUCGACCGGAUCUACCGCUCGGUCCUGACGUCUACGACUGUCGUGUGGACUCGUUAUUUGAGGACGAUGCCUCACCUAAGACGCCUGUUAAAUUGUAUCUCCAAAUCCUGGAUGCGUCUUCGUCUCAAGCUGCUUCAUCAGUAUCGCCGUCGUCUCCGUCGAUUCCUGACGUAAUAAAGAAGACCAAGACGUCGAUCAUCCACCGGCAUUUCUUGGAUGAAUUUUCGCCUCCAGUGACUACAGAUGCGAGCAAACCCAGUCAAGAAAUGGAGGACGAAGACGCUGUUUUAACUGAGACUUCAGAGAGCGUCGCUGUCCAUGCUCCGCCACUACAAAGUCACGAUAUUUUGCUGUUUGUCAAGUUUUACGAUUUAAAGAAGAAACUCGGCGAAAGACUGGAGUACGUGGGGAAUAUCGUUGUGGAUUCGCGGAUAACUGGCGCCGAACUGGCGCAAUAUUUGCACGAGGCGUUGGCAAUCCCCUUUACCAGACAAUUACUGUUAUUUGAGGAAGUGCAGCCUGUCACUGUGGCCAAGAUUGACAUGGACACAACCCUCGCAGCAGCGGAAAUCCAGAACGGAGACAUCGUUUGCUUCCAGUACGCAGAAGACGAGGAACAAGUGGACAAUAUCGUGAUCAAGCCGGUGCUGGAAGAAGACCCGGAUGUCGUUGAGACGUAUGUUGGUCCAGACGGUGAAGAAGUGAAGGCCGUCAUCUCUCCGGAUACUGACGAUAAACCAAUGGACGGUCCUCAUAGCUACGGGCUCCAGAGGCGGUAUCCAGACGUACCAUCCUACUUCCGGUACUUGUUAGACCGUGUGGAGGUGACUUUCCAUCACUAUGGUCACUCAGAGGACCAGUCUUUUACUCUCCCGUUAUUACUCAGUAACUUAUACGACGAGGUGAUCGAAGCAGUGGCAGCACGUCUUGACCUUGUUGGUCCAAAACGACUGUAUGUUCGACUGUACCAGCACUCGCCACUCAACAAUUUACCCAUGAAGUCGCCACUACGUCACGAACGGUACUCUGGAGAUCCUCAAACUACACUGGACGAGUUACUCACGGAGUAUAUGGAGCGUACCAACGUCAUGUACUACGAACUACUGAACCAUCCGAUCACGGAGAUCGAAGCCAAGAAGGAACUUGUGGUACAUUUGAGUAUGUACGACGCUUGUUUUGCGACAGAACAGGCAGCCUCGCCGUCUCCUGUUGCGCCGCAUCGCAGCGUGGAAGUGCUCGUGAUGCCAACUCAUAAGGUUCGUGACCUGUUAAACCUUAUACGGGAUGGAUUCGGUCUACCGGAGGACACGCCACUUCGUGCAUGCGAGGUUGUACACCAUGGAACGAUGAUCAGACGAGUGAUUAAGGAGGACGCGGAGUUGUCACGAUACUGGAAAAGGACAAACUCAUCGGAUUCUAAUACGCCGGAGAUUUUGGUAGAGCAGAUUCCGGCUUACGAGCUGAAUGAGGAAAUCUCUGAAACUUUAUCAAGUGACGAGAAGAAUGAGGAGAAACCGCUGUGGUUCUACAGAGGAGUGGUGCAUUUCAACUUCCAGAACAACUCGAACAAGUGGAUCCAUCCGCACGGUGUGCCCUGCAUCGUGCGCUUCAGUGAGCGAGAUACUGUGGGUGAUGUCAAGGAGCGCAUACGGCAACGAAUGGGCAUCUCCUCGGAUAUCUUCGCGCAAUGGAACUUUGCGCUGGUGAAAGACCUCAAGGCGUCGACGUUGCAGGCUGUGCAUGAUGAUAUGGACGCGGAGGCGUUGGAGGCGUUCCCGAUGUCGAGACUUACGGAACUUUGCGGCGCUGAUUUUGAGAAUCUGGGCAAUCUGGGCCUAGAGCACGCAGACCCGACGCCGCCACCACGUCACCAUAGCAACAGGAGGCUGGAAACAGGCAUCCAUAUCCGCCAGAGUUGAGGCUAAAAUACAGAUUGGGGUUUGCUCUACUCA
Messenger RNA from Phytophthora nicotianae INRA-310, 4321 nucleotides. RefSeq lists its product as hypothetical. Gene Ontology annotation, biological process: protein deubiquitination. The coding region runs from base 47 to 4288 and encodes 1413 amino acids. Gene Ontology annotation, molecular function: cysteine-type deubiquitinase activity; cysteine-type endopeptidase activity; protein binding. The record is from RefSeq and is a predicted model, not a curated record. The transcript has 2 exons. Gene Ontology annotation, cellular component: cytosol; nucleus. NCBI's taxonomy places the organism in Eukaryota, Oomycota, Peronosporomycetes, Peronosporales, Peronosporaceae.